AUGUCGAUUGUUGCAGACCAAAUUCGAAAAGUCGACGCCCAACUCGAUCGCGUCCAGCUCGCACCCUUUCCCUAUUCCGCAGACGACAACCUUCUCUCGGCUCAACAUGCCAAAGUCGCUGCUUCGACGCGCAUAGCAGAUUUACAAGCUCUAGUAAAGGCACUGAGUACGUCGUCGAGUUCUAGCGCGUUGCUUUCGGGUGGCAGGAUCAGUAGACUGCUAGAGCAGGCUGAUUUGAGGGAAUCUGUGCAUGCGGAGGAAAACGAGGAUGAGGAUGAAGAUGAAGAUGAGGAAGACGAGGAAGGAAAAUAUAGAAAUAGUAGAGCAGGUGUCAAUGCUUAUUUGAGGGGCUACGAAAGGGAAUUGGAGUGGUUGUUGGUCAGCAAGGCGACGGUGCAGACGUAUGGAUUGAUAUUGAAUACUUUGUUGGAGCAAACGAUCCCGCUGAGUGAUGAUAUUUGGUACUGGGAUGAAGUGCUCGGCUCAUACGCAUACACGGGGCUAUACACUGUGCAAACUUCGCCGCAGAGGUUAUGGGAUUGGGGAAAGGAUAUUUACAGUGAUUCGAGGGAGCGAUUGGUGCAUUUGAGGGAAGCGCCUGGGAGUGCGGUUAGGAAGGGUGGGAGGGAUGUGAGGGAGGGGGUUGCGGUGCAAUGGAGUGUCUUUUAUGGGUUGGUUAGGGAGAGUAUCAGGGAGAGGAGCGUGGUGGAGGUGCAAAAAAGAGUGAUGAGUCCAGUUGCAGUGGGGAGAGCAAAGGCCAAGAUGAAUCAGGCGAGGUUAAAGAGGUUUAGGGAGAUGGGGGCUAGUGGAUUGGGGGUUUUGAUGGACGAAGCAUUAAGUUUUGAUAUCGAUGAAGAGGGUGCGGGCUUAAAGGUCGAAGAGUCAGAAAACUCUGAAUGGAAAGACGUGGUGGAGAGGAGUGUGGCGCUGAUGGAUAACGUGCUUCGAAAUGUUACGGCGCUCGAACAGGGAGUUUCGGAUUUCGAGGAUACUGUGUUUGCCAGUGUGGAGGAUGAUCCGGAGAUUUCGAGUGCGGAUGUUACACAGGCAACGAGGACGAGCAAAGUAUCCCGGAGGCUACAAUACAUUCUCUCUAAGCAUGUUCCAAGGCAUAUCACGAGUUCACGGAAACUUGUCUCGGAAUAUGGACGACCUUCAAAACUUGUCCGAUAUUGGCUACCGGCGAGCAUGUUGUUACUCUCUUCUUCCACCAUACUGCGGAUCUUGGUAAACAGAAAGGCGGAGAUAGUGACAUGGAUCAGAGAACUUGGGUCUACUAUCCAAGACUUUUGGAUGAACUGGGUAGUCGAACCCACAAAGAAAGUCAUUGGGACCAUUCGUCAUGACAAAGAUAGUGAAGUAGCCAUUAUGAGCAAAGAGAGUCUCAAAGGUGAUAUGGAAAGCUUGGAACGAAUGGUGGUGGAUUUCGCUCGCGAUAACCCCGAAGCCGCAAAUUAUGGAGUUGGAGCUUUAACUGAUUCUCAAAUCUCCGAAAUCAAAGCUAAAGUCAAGGCAGGUGAUCUCACCCCUGUUCUUCGCGCUUAUGAAAAGGAUAUGCAGCGUCCAUUUGUAGGAACAGUCAGAGGAGAUCUGAUUAGAACGGUUUUGAUUCAGGUGCAGAAAACCAAAGUCGACGUAGAGGUUGCGCUUAGUGGCAUUGAUGCGCUGCUCAAGAGUCAAGAGCUUGUCUUUGGCUUUGUGGGUCUCACGCCUGGUGUCAUGGUCUGUUUUGCUGCUUUCAGGUAUUUCGGAACUUUGCUCGGCUCACGCAAGGGUCUUCAAAGAGGUGAAAGGGCUGGGAGAACUGCAAGAGUUCUGAGGAAUAUCGAUCGAAUCCUAACGAUUGCUACGCCUACGCAAAAUAACCUACUAUCAUAUAAAGAUCACGGGUUACUUCUGUGCGAAGUCCAUGUAAUGAGGAAGAGAGCUCAUAACUUGUUUCCUGGGGAUGUGGAGAGGGAGUUUUUGGAGGAUGUGGGAGAUCUUUGUAAUAUCAAUAGUGGCAUUCAGGUGCAGCUUAAAGUUUUGGAGAGGAUUAGGUGGAGCUAUGGGAAAUACUUGAGAUAG
Messenger RNA from Sclerotinia borealis F-4128, 2067 nucleotides. NCBI's taxonomy places the organism in Eukaryota, Fungi, Ascomycota, Leotiomycetes, Helotiales, Sclerotiniaceae. The record is from the annotation of a GenBank genome assembly.